Messenger RNA from Monoraphidium neglectum, 1056 nucleotides. RefSeq names its product pheophorbide a oxygenase. Gene Ontology annotation, molecular function: chlorophyllide a oxygenase activity. Bases 1 to 1056 code for a protein of 351 amino acids. The record is from RefSeq and is a predicted model, not a curated record. The transcript is spliced from 9 exons. Lineage: Eukaryota; Viridiplantae; Chlorophyta; Chlorophyceae; Sphaeropleales; Selenastraceae.
AUGGGCGUGCUGUUCGUCUGGGGCGACGCGGGGCCGGGCGCGGCGGAGGAGAGCGCGGCGGCGCCGCUGCCGAUCAACCCGCGGCUGCUGGCGCUGAAGCCGGGUGAAGUCAAGGCGUCCACCCUCCAGAACUUCACGCGCGACUUCCCAAUCUCGCAUGACAUAAUGGUGGAGAACACCAGCGACCAGUCGCACGUGCCGUGGGCGCAUCAUGGUGUGGCCCACAGCCGGGCCUCGCCCUAUGCGACCCACUUUGUGGUCAGCCACCUGAACGAAGACAUAGAGCCUGGGCACGAAGGCUUCUCGUACCGCCUCGAGUGGAGCCCCAGCGCCGUCAAGCCGCCCACCACCCAGGUCGUCACCUUCACAGCACCUUCCUACCUGGAGUACAUUAGUAACCACGACGACGGCACGGCGACGUUCCUCUGGUUCUACCUGACGCCCCUGGACGACAACAGCACGCGCGUCAUCACGCACAGCGUGACCACCAAGGGGCUGGGGCUGCCGCCGCUGGUUCAGAAGCUGCUGGCCAAGCGGCCCGCCUGGCUGGACCACUUGGUACUGAAUGAGGUUUUCGAUGGAGACCUGCCAAACCUCAUAAAGGGUGCCUACCACUCAAAGCGAGGGGACUCAAACGGCGACCAGUGGGCCAAAACCUACUACCUCCCCGCCACCGCAGACAAGGCUGUCCUGGUAAUGCGCAAAUGGUACCAGGGCCGCGGCCGCGGCGGCUUCACGGCCGCGGAGGGGCGCGCGCGGGCGGCGCCGCCCGAGCAGCUGCCAAGGGAGCAGCUGCUGGACCGCCUGCGCCAGCACACCCGCCAGUGCAAGUCGUGCUCCAAGGCGCUGUCCCAGCUCAGGAGCGCACAGCCCAUCCUAAAGGCCCUCGCCGCUGCCGCGCUGCUCGCCGCCGCCGCCGCGCUCGGCGCCGGCUGGGGCCUCAGGGCGGCUGCGGCGCCGGUGGUCGCGGCCGCGGCGGCGCUGUGGCUGUCGGCCAAGGCGGCGGCCUGGGAGGCGCUGUUCGUGUUCAAAAACUACAACCACGCCCUCCACUGA